Molecule: messenger RNA, 2057 nt
Organism: Linum trigynum
Lineage: Eukaryota; Viridiplantae; Streptophyta; Magnoliopsida; Malpighiales; Linaceae
Source: the annotation of a GenBank genome assembly
CUUCGCUUCUACUUUUCCUAAUCUGGAUGGGCCGGACUCUAAGUACGACGGUCCACAAAUAUGCCAAAAUUGGGCUCGACAGGGAUCCAACAUUACUUCAAAAUAAAUAAGAAUAAAAUUAUUUUUCGAAGCCGGUGGUGUCCGAUUCCUAUAAAUACGGCGAAUGAGGGGGGGGGGGGGGGGGGGGGGGGGGGGAAAUGGAAAAGAGAAGGUGGCUUCAGAACGAAAGAGACAAUAUAGGAUUAGGCAUAUAGCCAGCCCGCCUGACAAAAUUCUCAUUUCUCGAUCACCAUUAUUUGGCGUUGAAAGCAAAAAAAAAAAAAAAAAACCCACCGGCGGCAUGAGUCUCUUCGGCCUCGGCAGCAGAAACCAGAGGACAUUUCGGCCUAAGAAGAAUGCUCCAUCCGGUAGCAAGGGUGCUCAACUUCAAGCACAUAUUGAUGCUACCUUGGGUAGUGGCAACUUGAGGGAAGCUGUAAGACUGCCUCCUGGAGAAGAUAUCAACGAGUGGCUAGCCGUCAACACUGUGGAUUUCUUCAAUCAAGUGAACAUUUUGUACGACACUUUGAGUGAAUUUUGUACACCAUCCAACUGUCCAACAAUGUCAGCCGGCUCAAAAUACGAGUACAGAUGGGCUGACGGUGUUAACAUAAAGAAGCCGAUUGAGGUCUCCGCCCCAAAGUAUGUUGAAUAUCUUAUGGACUGGAUUGAGUCUCAGUUAGAUGAAGAGAAGAUUUUCCCUCAAAGACUGGGUGCACCAUUCCCUCCAAAUUUCCAAGAUGUCGUGAAGACAAUCUUCAAGAGAUUAUUCCGUGUAUAUGCCCACAUAUACCACUCACAUUUCCAGAAGAUUGUGAGUUUGAAGGAAGAAGCACACCUAAACACUUGCUUUAAACAUUUUGUUCUCUUUACAUGGGAAUUUCGACUGAUCGACAAGGGGGAACUGGCGCCUCUUCAUGACCUUGUUGAGUCCAUCCUUUGAUCAUAGUUUCCAUUCGUAUGGAAACUGAUUUCUUUUUCUUCUUGUUUUAUCUUACUAGCAGGUUUUACAGUGGUUUUAAGUUUUAACCAUUCCCAUAGGACUGCUGAUCAUGAAACAACGUAAGAAGUGUUGUGAAACCUGUUAGGCUCUCCUAAUUGUUUUGCCGAGGGCACAAUUUUUCCCUCUUUUUCAUACUGUAUAUGUAUUUAGCCAGCUGUUGAAUUGUUGAUAAUAUGGUUGUGAGAUUCCAGAAAUACUGUAUAAUAUUGUAGUUGGAAAUUAUCAUGUACAGGUGUUAUAAAUAGAUAAAUUCUUAAAAGUUUACAUACUCUUAUUCCAUCAUUGAGAUUUGGUGAUUGGACUUUUCCAGUCAACCCACCAUGCAGGCUCUCCUAUUUGUUCGUCAGCACUCAGCUUUAGCUGGUUUAAUCUGAGAUUUGGGAUGAAUGUAGAAAGAUUCGUUUGGAUGAUUUAUCAUGCUCGUUAAGGUGCAAUCUUUGCUUCUUUCGUUUAGAACGAUUUAUCAUUAGCAAAUGACAUUGAUGUCUCGUAUAAAUUCAUGAAAGUUUGACUCGGAGUCAUGACCCUGAGCCCUUGGCCUUCAGUCACUAUCUCGAAUGUUUGGCUCAAAGCCUAAUUUGAUUAUUUCUCCAUGACCUUCAUUCCGCCCCUGACCCUGUCCUGACCCUAUCUGACCCGCCCCCGAAGGGUCAAGAUGUAUAACUGACCCGUCCCGACCCUGUUUCUUUCAUGACCCUGUCUGACCCUUUAGGGUCGGGGCGGGUCAGGAAGGGUCGGGUCAGUGGGUCGACCCUAGGCAUGGCAACGGGGCGGAUCGGGGCCGGGUACCCUGUAUCCGUUCCCCGCCCACAUUGGGCUUCGGGUUUACCCGUCCCCGACCCAAACGGGCUUCCGGGCCUAGUAAUAUACCCAGCCCCGUCACCGCUGGGUUUUCGGGUGCCCACGGGUCUAAAAAGCCCGUAACAAUGCCAACCAAAACGACAAAGUACAUUAAAAAAAAUCCUGAAAAUCUGACAUCUCCUUUUAUUAUCAAUAAUAAACUUAUACAAGAUCU